Triticum turgidum subsp. durum (durum wheat) is the source of this 915-nucleotide messenger RNA. NCBI's taxonomy places the organism in Eukaryota, Viridiplantae, Streptophyta, Magnoliopsida, Poales, Poaceae. The record is from the annotation of a GenBank genome assembly.
AUGGAUUCGUCAGCAUUUUUUGAAGAAUUUUUUCGUUCUUCCUCUUGCAGGUCCGCUGCUGCGGUCAUGGCUCGCGUCUACGUGGGGAAUCUGGAUCCGCGCGCCACUGCGCGCGAGAUCGAGGACGAGUUCCGCGUGUUUGGGGUUCUCAAGAGUGUGUGGGUUGCUAGAAAGCCACCAGGAUUUGCUUUCAUUGACUUUGAUGAGACCAGGGACGCAAAGGAUGCAAUUCGUGAAUUGGAUGGUAAGAAUGGGUGGAGAGUUGAGCUGUCAACCAAAUCUAGUAGUGGCCGUGGCCGAGAACGUGAACGCUCUGGAGGUUCUGAUAUGAAGUGCUAUGAGUGUGGUGAAAGUGGUCACUUUGCACGAGAAUGUCCCGUAGCCGUAGCCGUAGCCCAAGAUACCGCAGGAGCCCAAGCUAUGGCAGAAGGAGCUACAGCCCACGGGAUCGGUCUCCCAGGAAGCGAAGUUACAGCAGAUCACCACCGCCUCCCCGGGCGCGGAGUAUCAGCAGGUCUCCACCGCCUGCCCUUGCGCGAAGCAUCAGCAGGUCUCCACCGCCUGCCCGUGGGCGAAGCACCAGCAGGUCACCGCCGCCCGCCCGUGCGCGAAGCAUCAGCAGGUCACCACCGCCUCCUCGCGCCAGAAGCAUCAGCAAGUCACCACCGCCUGCCCGUGAACGGAGCUAUAGCAGGUCCCCAGCGCAGCCACCCCAGCGUGAGGAGUCCCCUUAUGCUGAUAACGCGUGAGCACUUGGUUCCACAAUGCUGGAAGUGUUGGGGGGUGGGGACCUCCGCUUGUUUCCUUGAAUGUUUUGGUAUGACUAUUGAAUGGCCAGGCGGCCGAGUAUUGUUCUUCGUUGGCAUUUGUGUUCUUUUGCUGCUGAUACAAUUGCGGAAGCGGGAUUUCUCUUGA